AUGACGAUGAUGGAUGAUUUGGAAGGAGUAAACUUAUCGAAAUGCUUGGUUUCAUGGUAUGAAGAUGGUGACGAUGGUUGUGAUGGUGAUUAUGAAGAUGAUGACGAUGGCUGUCAUGGUGAUCAUGAAGAUGGUGACGAUGGUUGUGAUGGUGAUAAUGAAGAUGAUGACGAUGGUUGUGAUGGUGAUCAUAAAGAUGGUGAGGAUGGUUGUAGUGAUGGUGAUAAUGAAGAUGGUGACGAUGGUUGUGAUGGUGAUCAUGGAAAUGAUGACGAUGGCUGUCAUGGUGAUCAUGAAGAUGGUGACGAUGGUUGUGAUGGUGAUAAUGAAGAUGAUGACGAUGGUUGUGAUGGUGAUUAUGAAGAUGGUGACGAUGGCUGUGAUGGUGAUAAUGAGGAUGGUGACGAUGGUUGUGAUGGUGAUUAUGAAGAUGGUGACGAUGGUUGUGAUGGUGAUCAUGGAAAUGAUGACGAUGGCUGUCAUGGUGAUCAUGAAGAUGGUGACGAUGGUUGUGAUGGUGAUAAUGAAGAUGAUGACGAUGGUUGUGAUGGUGAUUAUGAAGAUGGUGACGAUGGCUAUGAUGACGAUGGCUGUGAUGGUGAUCAUGAAGAUGGUGAUAAUGAAGAUGGGGAAGAUGGCUGUGGUGAUAAUGAAGAUUAUGAAGAUGGUUGUGAUGGUGAUAAUGAAGAUGGUGACGAUGGCUGUGAUGGUGAUAAUGAAGAUGGGGAAGAUGGCUGUGAUGGUGAUUAUGAAGAUGAUGAAGAUGGAUGUGAUGGUGACGAUGGCUGUGAUGGUGAUAAUGAAGAUGGUGACGAUGGUUGUGAUGGUGAUAAUAAAGAUGAUGACGAUGGUUGUGAUGGUGAUAAUGAAAAUGGUGACGAUGGCUGUGAUGGUGAUCAUGAAGAUGGUGACGAUGGUUGUGAUGGUGAUUAUGAAGAUGGUGACGAUGGCUGUGAUGGUGAUCAUGAAGAUGGUGACGAUGGUUGUGAUGGUGAUAAUGAAGAUGGUGACGAUGGUUGUGAUGGUGAUAAUGAAGAUGGGGAAGAUGGCUGUGAUGGUGAUUAUGAAGAUGAUGAAGAUGGCUGUGAUGGUGAGAAUGAAGAUGGUGAUGAUGGCUGUGAUGGUGAUCAUGAAGAUGGUGACAAUGGCUGUGAUGAUGGUGACGAUGGCUGUGAUGGUGAUAAUGAAGAUGGUGACGAUGGCUGUGAUGGUGAUAAUGAAGAUGGUGACAAUGGCUGUGAUGGUGAUGAUGGAGAUGGUGACGAUGGCUGUGAUGGUGAUAAUGAAGAUGGUGACGAUGGUUGUGAUGGUGAUAAUGAAGAUGGUGACAAUGGCUGUGAUGGUGAUAAUGAAGAUGGUGACAAUGGCUGUGAUGGUGAUAAUGAAGAUGGUGACAAUGGCUGUGAUGGUGAUAAUGAAGAUGGUGACGAUGGUUGUGAUGGUGAUUAUGAAGUUGGUGACGAUGGUUGUGAUGGUGAUAAUGAAGAUGGUUGUGAUGGUGAUUAUGAAGUUGGUGACGAUGGCUGUGAUGGUGAUCGUGAAGAUGGUGAGGAUGGUUGUAGUGAUGGUGAUAAUGAAGAUGGUGACGAUGGUGAUUAUGAAGAUGGUGUCGAUGGUUGUGAUGGUGAUUAUGAAGUUGGUGACAAUGGUUGUGAUGGUGAUGAAGAUGGUUGUGAUGGUUUUGAUGGUGAUGAUGAAGAUGGUGAGGAUGGUUAUAGUGAUGGUGAUAAUGAAGAUGGUGACGAUGGUUGUGAUGGUGAUCAUGAAAAUGAUGACGAUGGCUGUCAUGGUGAUCAUGAAGAUGGUGACGAUGGUUGUGAUGGUGAUAAUGAAGAUGAUGACGAUGGUUGUGAUGGUGAUUAUGAAGAUGGUGACGAUGGCUGUGAUGGUGAUAAUGAAGAUGGUGACGAUGGUUGUGAUGGUGAUAAUGAAGAUGGUGACGAUGGCUGUCAUGGUGAUCAUGAAGAUGGUGACGAUGGUUGUGAUGGUGAUGAAGAUGGUUGUGAUGGUUUUGAUGGUGAUGAUGAAGAUGGUGAGGAUGGUUGUAGUGAUGGUGAUAAUGAAGAUGGUGACGAUGGUUGUGAUGGUGAUCAUGAAAAUGAUGACGAUGGCUGUCAUGGUGAUCAUGAAGAUGGUGACGAUGGUUGUGAUGGUGAUAAUGAAGAUGAUGACGAUGGUUGUGAUGGUGAUUAUGAAGAUGGUGACGAUGGCUGUGAUGGUGAUAAUGAAGAUGGUUGUGAUGGUGAUGAUGAAGAUGGUGACGAUGGCUGUCAUGGUGAUCAUGAAGAUGGUGACGAUGGUUGUGAUGGUGAUAAUAAAGAUGAUGACGAUUGUUGUGAUGGUGAUAAUGAAGAUGGUGACGAUGGCUGUGAUGGUGAUUAUGAAGAAAAAAGUAUGAUAAUGCAGAUUAUGUUCUUUGGAUAG
Molecule: messenger RNA, 2424 nt
Organism: Lytechinus pictus (painted urchin)
Lineage: Eukaryota; Metazoa; Echinodermata; Echinoidea; Temnopleuroida; Toxopneustidae
Product: S-antigen protein-like
Exons: 4
Coding region: 1-2424 (807 amino acids)
Source: RefSeq, a predicted model, not a curated record